This is a messenger RNA of Peromyscus californicus insignis, 3924 nucleotides long. RefSeq names its product tumor protein p53 inducible nuclear protein 2 (gene Tp53inp2). Gene Ontology annotation, cellular component: nucleus; autophagosome. The coding region runs from base 167 to 832 and encodes 221 amino acids. The transcript is spliced from 4 exons. The record is from RefSeq and is a predicted model, not a curated record. Gene Ontology annotation, biological process: positive regulation of DNA-templated transcription; autophagosome assembly. NCBI's taxonomy places the organism in Eukaryota, Metazoa, Chordata, Mammalia, Rodentia, Cricetidae.
GCCCCGCCGUCUCCCGGCCAGUCCCCGGUAUGCGGCGCCGGCUGUGAGCACCGGCGCCCCGGGGACGCCCGGCCGCACAACUACCUCAGCGCACCGGUUGCCGCAGCCGCCCCAGGCUUUUGCACUGCCAUAGGGCGCCCCCUUGAGGUUGCUUCACCCGCUGACCAUGUUCCAGCGCUUCACCAGCCUUUUCUUCAGCACUCCUUCGCCUCCUGAAGACUCCAACUGUCCCGAGGCCUUCGUCUCAGAGGAGGAUGAAGUGGACGGCUGGCUCAUCAUUGACCUGCAGGAUAGCUACACAGCUCCCCCAAACCCUGGGGCCUCUCCGGCUCCUGCAGGCCGCCCUCCACCCGCGCCCUCCUUGAUGGACGAGAGCUGGUUUGUUACCCCUCCCGCCUGUUUUACUGCAGAGGGGCCCGGUCUUGGGCCGGCCCGCCUCCAGAGCAACCCCCUGGAGGACCUCCUCAUCGAGCAUCCCAGCAUGUCCGUUUAUGUCACCGGCAGUACCAUAGUGCUAGAGUCUGGGCCACCUUCCCCUCACCCUGACGCUGCCUUGCCUGAUCAGGACCUCAGCGAUGGAGAGUUGGCGCCUGCUCGCCGGGAGCCCAGGGCCCUGCACCACGCAGCUGCUGCGAUGCCUGCUCGAGCUGUGUUGCUGGAGAAGGCCGGCCAGGUACGGAGGCUGCAGAGGGCCCGGCAGCGGGUAGAGCGCCACGCCUUGAGUGCUAAAGUGCUACAGCGGCAGAAUCGCGCUCGGGAGAGUCGUUCGCGGCGGCCCAAGCACCAGGGCAGCUUCAUUUACCAGCCGUGCCAGCGCCAGUUCAACUACUGAGCGCCCUUGCGACACCUCCAAUCCCGCGCAGACUCCCGGCCCCAUCUGCCUCCUCUGCAGCAGCCAGUGUGCUGCUCGAGGGGUGUCCAGGGUCCGCCUGCCUCCAUUUGGAUACCACAACCUCCCUCCUUCCUAAGUGUUUGAGGUGGGAUGAUGGCCCUCUACUCCCCUGAGUUCUCAGUUUCUUCUAACUCACCUGAUAACCUCUUUCACCGCGGGCCACCCUCCCCACCUGUUUCUGAUUUCUCACCAUCCACUCCCCACUCCUGCUCUCCCUUUUCAGACCCCUGUUCUUGUCUCUCACUCCUUCACUUUGUCCUCCUAGGCCCCCGAUUUCUAAGAGCCUCUCCCACCAUGACCUGGCACCAUGGUUUUCCCCUUUCAGCUCCUACUUUCCAAGACUUCCCUUUUUCGUUCCUGGCAAUUCCCUCCCAAUCCUGACCAGGUACAACCUGCCAGGCCUGGGCCAUUGUUCUUAGAACCCUGUGGUCAGGUGUCAGGCACAGGGUUUUGAUUUCAGUCAUCCCCACCCACCCACCCGCCCUGGGGGUUGAGCUCCUUGGACUGCUUAGGCCUGGAAAGUUUAAGUAUGUGGAGGAGGACAGUGAGUUGUAAGUUAGAUAGGGUGAAGGGAAUGGAAGGAAACAGGCAGCCUAUCGGGAUGCAGACAGGGACAGAUGGGUUGAGAGACAGUUGGGAGCAGGGCAUCAUGAGAGCUGGCAUUGUGCUUGGUCAGAGGAGUUAAGCCCUGGUCUUAGGCUUGAGCCUGGAGCCUGCCCCAUUUCCUUUUCCUAUAAUCCUGCCUUCCAGGAUUUUUCCUGAAAUCUGUCCCCCUUCAGGAGUAAAACCCCCCACCUCCCGGUGAGUCUAGAGUCCGAAGGGCUUGUACCUUGUCACCUUACCUUGACAUGCCGCCCCAGGAGUAGAAGCUGGGUAAGGCCCCCGACAUUCUGGCCAUCUUUGUUCAUAUGCCCAAGGUGCUAGAAUUAGCUUAGGAGAGACGCCGGCUAGAGGGCUUCCAGGCAGGGAAAAAAGGGUACAUACCCCAAGGCAAGAGUGCAGAGGGAUGAUGCUAAGGAGGACAAGUUUGGGGUAAAGCCAUCCCUAGGCUGAUAACUCUGCCUUCAUCUUGCCUCUGGCCUUAUAGUUCAUACUUUGCUCAAUAUGGCUGGCUAAUAAACACUCCUGAGUAGGAGGCCAGGAGCCUCACUGUUCCAAUUCCCAAAAUUUUUCUUACAGAAGUUCAGGGCCUUCAAGGGGCUUCUUAAUGUUCUCCCACAGGGCUCUUCCUUUCCAAGUGCUCUGUGGUCUCUCUUCCCUUUCUAGUUAAAUAUCUGGAGUAAGGAAUUCUUGGGUAGAGCACAGGGAUGGGGUAGCCCGCUUCUCCCUUCUUGUGGUGGGGCUCAGACACCAGCAACAGCCUCUUGGGAUGCCCCAAGUUGUUUCCAAUUCUUUCUAGCUGUCCUUUUUUAAGUGUGUGCUCUUCCUUCCUCAAAACUUUUAGAUUUCCUGUUACAUAUUAACACAGGUCUUCCCUUUGACUCCAACUCCAGGUUUCCAGGCCUCAGAGCCAAGUCGGGGUUGGAGAAAACGGCAUUCCUAUGAGGGUAAAAGUAGCUGCCCUCUCUGAUCCUUUCUCACCAGGCUUCAUGUGGGGAUGGGAGAGAUGUCCCCACAAUGGGGACAGAGGAAGCCCGGCUAAGGUCUCCUAGCUCAAGGAUAAGCCAAACGCAAACUAUACGCAGAUCAAAACCUCACACCAGCUUAUUAGGGCCCUAGUAGUUGAUAACCUUGUUCCUGUCCCAAGUUCUUCAGUUACAACUUAGUAACUUACUCUUCCUGCUAUCCUAAGGUCACUUCCCAGCCAGCUUAGGAUCUUCAGCACUUCCAAGAGCUGAAACUCCCUCCAGCCCUUCUUAUCUAAUCCUCACUGCCAGAUGGUGACCUAGGCUCAGUCCUGGGCAAGUGCCCAUGAUCCAGAUGGGGGCCUAGGCUCAGUCCUAGGCAAGUGCCCAUGAUCCUGCUGCCGUGGGAAGUUUGAUAGGGCAUUUGGCUCAAAUUUCAAAAGGCCUCACUCCUGACCUGUAUUUCUAGAAGCUCCUGUAGUUCUAGAACCCUCCAAUCUCUCAUCUGACUGGUUGCAAGGCUUAUUUUUCUUUUGUACUUUCCUAUAGAUUCUGUAGCAUUUGAGUGUGGCAAUAUUUUAAUUGUGUAUAGAUUUCUCAGUCUCCUGCUAGUCUGACUCCUGAAGCAUCAGCCCCUGUCAUACUGUAUUGACUGUGUAUGUGCCUUUCACCUUGAGCAUGCUUCAGGAUUUUUUUCUUAAACCACAGAACUUGAAUACACAAGGGAACCAGAAUUCACAAAGUCCUAUGCAACCCUAGACGGGAGGAGGUUAGAGAGUCUGUCUUGAGUGAUGAUUUCAGAGACCCUGGAGAAAUUUGUACCAGUUUGUAUUAAUGUCAAUACUACCAGCACUUUGCCAAAACUAAGGAUGUCAGAGGGACCUGUUUCUAGAGUGAGUCUCAGUUACAUCAAAGGGCAAUUUCCAGCUUUCUCCAAUAAGUCUGAGUGGUUCUCUUGAGCUGGUGUCACUUUCUAACCUUUGCCAGUCUAGCCCCAGUAGGGCACUGUGUGUGUGAGUGCAGUUUGGUGCUGUUUUGGAGUAUGCCUGCUCCCCAGCCUGGAACCCUCUGAUCAACUUGCUGUGACCUAUAAUGUCUUAGGUGCAACAAGGACCCUACCAGAGCUCCUGGGCGGCUUUCAAGAUCCAUGUAGCUUUGUGUGAGGGGACUGAAUGCAGACAAACCACAGCCUGCUCUAAUAACUUCUUAUCCUACCACCUAGUUCCAAAUGGAACCAACAAGUUGAGUGCAUCUUUGUUGGGUGUUUGUGUUGAGACUGGCUGAAAUGAAAAAUCUUUGACUGACCAUGUUGUGAUGUGUCGACAGACUCAAGGACACAACCACCUCGACCUGGUCAUGUGGCAUGCCUGUGUAUGUGUGUAACAGGAUUCUGAAUGUUAGAUUGUAAUGCUAUUCCUGUAUGGGAGAAAAAAUAAUAUAAACAAAUAAAAAUCUAUUUAAAGCACA